UCUCCACGAAAAGGCCAGGAAAUCGUGCCACAACAGGGGUCUGAAGACCGCGUAGUUUUUAGUUGUGGUCGAUAAUUUCACAUGGUCCUUCGAGCCGGUGGAGAAUAUGGGCCGGAAGACCGAGCAUUAUGGAGACAUGUUCGCCCCAAUUCUUCUCCAGAAACUGCCAAAGGCGGUGCGCCUGGAUGUCUGCAAAGGUGUAGGCGAUGCGUCCUUCUCGUUGCAAGAAGUGCUGCGGCAGUUGCGGGAAGAAAUAAGAACCAGGGAACGCUGUUCCUAUGUGUCCAGCGUCCAAAGUGGCACCAGAGAACCAAGCCGGGGCGCCAUGGCAACAGCGGCAUCACUAAACACGACAGUGCACAAUAUGGCGUGCAUCUACUGUGGGCGGGACCACGCUACCGCGUCAUGUUCCGUUGUAACCAGUGUGGCCAAGCGGAAAGAUUCGUUGAUCCAGCAGCGCCGCUGUUUUGUGUGUACGAGGAAAGGACAUAUAGCAGCGAAGUGUAUGUCUAAGACACGAUGUGGCAAAUGUGAUAGACGGCAUCACACCACCAUUUGCGCAGACGGGCAGCAGACAUUCUCCGGAACGUGCUCCGCCAUGUCGCAGGCAUCGGCACCGCUACUCCAGACGGCCAAGGCAGCGGUGGCCUCACAGGAAGACCCGAACCGUCAGCUCAAAGCCCGCAUCUUGCUGGAUUUGGGCAGCCAGCGGUCAUAUGUAACAAACAGCCUGCGUCAACAGUUGGACCUGCCGACGGACCACACGGAGCAGCUGGCCAUACGUGGUUUUGGCACACAGCACGGGUCGCCAAAGGAAGUCGACGUCGUGCGACUAAGCAUCGCUACACUGGAGGGGAGCCCAGUGUCAGUGGCAGCAGUAGCCGUUCCCUUGAUCAGCGCGCCGAUCAGCCGGCAAUUUCCGACCGAGGUAGCGGAGUCGCUCGCACCGUUCUCGACAUUGCAACUGGCUGAUGAUUGCACUGGCGCGGCCAAUGUGGACAUCCUGAUUGGUGCAGACCACUACUGGGAAUUCACAGAGGGCAACGUCAUCCGUGGCAGUGAUACCCUGGUUGCCAUAGCGACAAAGCUUGGUUGGGUUUUGUCCGGUUGUCCCAAGCCAUCAGCACCAGCUUCAGCAGCAACGCACGUGUUCGCGGUCACGGCUGAGCAGCUAGAGCAGCAGCUAAAGCGGUUCUGGGACUUGGAGUCUCUCGGUAUCCAGCCCUUGGAUGGGAACCCAGUGCAAGCAGCGUUCGACGAGACGAUCAAGUUUGCUGACGGCCGCUACACUGUGAGCCUCCCGUGGAAAGAAGUCCACGCUGUGCUGCCGGACAAUUUUGGACUGAGCCACAAGCGGCUAUUGUCUCUCACCAACAAGAUCGAGAAGGUGCCAGACGUGUUCAGUGAGUAUGCCCGUGUCAUGGCAGAGCAGCUGGCAACUGGCGUCAUUGAAGAGGUACCAGCAAACGAAGUCGGCGAGGUGGGUGAAGUUCAUUACAUUCCCCACCAAGCAGUGGUCCGCAAGGACAAGGCUACCACCAAGGUGCGGGUGGUGUACGAUGCCUCAGCACACGCAGGGAAGAAUCCUUCCAUCAACAGCUGCCUCCACUCCGGGCCGAAUUUGCUGGAGCACAUCCCAGACAUCCUCCUCCGCUUUCGGUGCUAUCCAGUUGCCCUGACUGGUGACAUUGAGAAGGCGUUUCUCAUGCUCAACGUAUGCGAGCACGACCGGAAUGCGCUGCGGUUCCUGUGGUGGGAUCGGCCGUUCUCGAGCGAGCGGCAAGUGCAGGUGUACCGGUUCGCUCGCGUGAUGUUCGGGCUCACAUCGAGUCCAUUCCUCCUCAACGCCACACUGAAACAUCAUCUCGAGCAGUACCGGCAAGAGGAUCCAGAAUUCGUUGAUGAAAUCAGCCGCAGCAUGUACGUCGAUGACCUGGCAGCGGGCGCAGCGGAUGACGAGGAAGCGGUGGAGCUGUACACGAAGCUCAAGGUCCGCAUGGCUGAUGGUGGGUUCAAUAUACGCAAAUUUGCGUCAAGUUCCACAGCUGUGCAAGAGCACAUCAACCGCACAGAAGGAGAUACGGCUGCAGUUCACCCUAGCUCCGGGACAGCGUGCGAGGACGACUCCACGUACGCCAAGGCAUCACUGAAUGUACAGCCCCAUGAUUGUGACAAGGUUCUGGGUGUCACGUGGGACCGCCAGACUGACAGCAUAACGGUGGACAUCGCGUCAGUCUUCGACUCAGCAAAGGAACGGCCUACGAAGCGUACUGUCUCAUCGCAAGCGGCACGGUUGUUCGAUCCACUCGGCAUAGUAUCGCCAGUCACGGUCAAGCUCAAGAUAUUCUUACAGCAGCUACAUGUCGCCGGUCUGGACUGGGAUUCACCGCUAUCAAUCGAACAGGAGCGGGAGUGGGCAUCCCUGAUGAGUGCACUUCAGCGAGCAGCACCAGUGCGCAUGCCACGAUGCUAUUUCAGCGGCGCUACAGCAGACGCCAAAGUAUCGCUACACGGGUUCUGUGACGCUUCACAAGCCGCGUUUGCCUCCGUCGUGUACCUGAGGAUCGAAGCAGCGACCGUGUCCAUUCAGUUCGCCAUGGCGAAGACCAGAGUAGCACCGACAGCGAAACAGACCAUCCCACGGCUCGAGUUACUCGCAGCGUUGACGCUCGCCCGUCUGUUGGUCACAGUACGCCAAGCCCUGGACAAGCAGAUCACGGUAGCAUCGACUCACUGCUGGACCGACUCACGAGUUGCGUUGGGUUGGAUCACCAACACGGAGCAGGAGUGGAAGCAAUUCGUGCACAACCGGGUGUGCGAGAUCAGGCGACUCACCGACGUCAGUGUGUGGGACUUCUGCCCAGGCACCCUGAACCCAGCCGACAUUCCGUCACGUGGUGCUACGCCGGACGAGUUGCAUACGUCGGUCUGGCUAACAGGCCCAGCAUGGCUCAGAGAGAGUGAGCGGCCACCGGGUACGAGCUUCACGGAGGGAGAGCAAGUCCCUGAGGAGUGUCGGCAAGAGUUAAAGAAGUCAGCUCAGGUCACAAGUCUGGUGACUACCGACGCAACUAGCAGCAGCAUCAGCGCCAUUAUGGACUGCACACAGUACAGCUCCUAUCAGAAGUUGCGGCGAGUUACAGCGUACGUGUUGAAGUUCGUGAAGCUCGUGCAAGGCCGACGAGACGAAGCAGCCGCAGAGACGGUACUGCUAGAUGAAGCGCAACGGCUAUGGAUUGCUGACGUGCAGCAGUCAGCACCAGACGCAACCAACCGCAUCGCCAAGGCCAAGAAGCAGCUUGUCAUCUUCGCAGAUGAGUCAGGUCUGCUAAGGUGUGGUGGAAGAUUGCAGGCAGCGGAUCUGUCGGCAGGCCAGAAACACCCAGUACUGCUGAUACCCGGGCACCACGUCACCGAGUUGAUCGUCGCUGACUGCCACGAGCGAGUGCUGCACAAUGGUGUACCAGAGACGCUGACGGAGCUACGAGCUCAGUUCUGGAUAUGUCGUGGUCGUCAGUACGUGCGUAUGUUGCUGCACCGAUGCAGACUCUGCAAGAUGCUGGAGGGCAAGCCGUACGCGGGACCACCGCCACCUCCACUGAGUGAAUUUCGCACGCAGGUCGGCUACGCGUUUCAGCACACAGGCGUUGAUUUCGCCGGUCCGUUUCAUGUGCGGACAGCGCAAGAUGUGGAGAAGGCAUACCUGGUACUGUAUACGUGCGCAGUCACCCGAGCAGUGCAUUUGGAUCUCGUCAGCGAUCUUAGUACAACCACCUUUCUCCGGAGCUUCCGGAGAUUUGUAGCGCGGCGAGGAGUGCCGGCAGUUGUGAAGUCCGACAACGGCAAGACCUUCAAGGCAGCCGCACGUCUCUUGCGAGACCUCCAUGUGGAACCGGAGACGAAGAGCUACUUGCAAGCCAAGAACAUCCGUUGGACGUUCAAUCUGGAGAAGGCACCUUGGUGGGGUGGCUUCUUUGAGCGACUCAUCAAGAGUGUCAAGCGAUGCGUCAAGAAGGUCCUGCGGUCGGCGCAGAUUACAGCUGACGAGCUAUUGACAUUACUCGCAGAUGUCGAGGCAAUUCUAAACUCGCGCCCGUUGACGCACGUUUCGACGGAGGAUGUACGAGAGCCGCUGACGCCAUCUCACCUGCUAUGUGGCCGAAGAGUUCUGUCACUACCUGACAUGGUCGCCGACGAUCCUGACGAAGUGCCUGUAAGCCGCAGAUAUGCCUAUCUGCAAGAACUCCUGCGUCACUUCUGGUCUCGGUGGAAGAAUGAGUACCUGCUGGAGCUCCGGAACAGCCACCGUAUCGGACGUCACACCGAUGUUGAUACUAUCGCCGUGGGUGACAUUGUGGUGAUUCACCAAGACGGGGUUCAACGCGGCCUGUGGAAGCUGGGAGUCGUAGACAGCUUGCGUCCAAGCGAGGAUGGUCGUGUGCGAGGAGCUGUGGUGCGCACAACAACGAAGAGCGGCCGACCGACAACGCUAAACCGGCCGAUUCAACGCCUCUAUCCGGUUGAACAGCUUGUCGUAUCACCAACCGCAGCGACACCUGAAAAGUCGACGCAGCAGAUGCCUGAUGCAGCGGACGACACGCCUGUCGAGGACGCAGCAGACGCCAGCCCAGUUCCGGACACCCGGCAGACACGCCCACGUCGGGCUGCAGCUCAGCGAGCGCAGCAGGAGCGACAACAGCUUAUCAGUGCCAACAGGUUGUGA
Messenger RNA from Sycon ciliatum, 4723 nucleotides. RefSeq lists its product as uncharacterized. Lineage: Eukaryota; Metazoa; Porifera; Calcarea; Leucosolenida; Sycettidae. The transcript is spliced from 2 exons. Gene Ontology annotation, molecular function: zinc ion binding; nucleic acid binding. The record is from RefSeq and is a predicted model, not a curated record. Bases 107 to 4723 code for a protein of 1538 amino acids. Gene Ontology annotation, biological process: DNA integration.